GACGGCCUAGGAACAGUGGGUUAACUGCCUUGUAUUUUUCGGCGUUUAUCCAAAAUCACACGACGAACCAUGGCGGAGUUAGAGCCUACAAAAAGACGCCAUUACAUUUAUCUUUAUAAAGUUAACAUUUUAAAAGGUCAGCUCGGAUAUUCGAUCUUUCGGUUCUAGUCCAGCACUUUAACCACUAGGCUACCUGACGCCCUGGCUAUCUGCCAUAACCUUUUACAUUGUAACUUUAUAAAGAUAAAUAGUAAUGGCGUCUUUUUGUAGGCUCUAACUUCGCCAUGGUUCGUCGUAUGGUUUUUGGAUAAACGCCAAAAAAUAAGGUCUGUUGUAAACGCAGGUUUAGGCGAUUUUAUACGCUUUGUUCUAUGAGAUAAUCUAAGAGGGGUAUGCACGUCCCAAGGAUUCCGGAUAGCAAGGACCCUCAAAGAAAGGCCAUCAUUGCUAUAGGUUUUGUUCCGACCAGCUGUUUGGGGAAUGCUAUUUACGCGCACAGGAAGAGAUGUCAGCUGAUCAGUCGAAGGAAAUGUUUGAUGCUAGCAGAAGAAUUGUUGUCAGUUAUAAAAAAAACGUGUAUCUGAUUUCAGUAUAUCGUUUCUCCAGUUUCUUAAUAGCUUGUAUUCUGGUACUCUUCAACAUAGAAAAAUGUCGAGCGUUGCCUUCAAGCUGCUCUCUCUUGUUGGUUUGUUAUUGAUGUCAACACAGACGACGGAUGCGAAGAAUUCAGAGGAUAUCCGGUGUAAAUGUACCUGCCCACCAUACAGAGACAUCGAUGGACAGAUCUACAAACAAAAUGUAUCUCUAAAGGAUUGUAACUGCCUUCAUGUUGUGGAGCCAAUGCCAGUUGAUGGAAAGGAUGUAGAGGCGUACUGUCUGCGUUGUGAAUGCAAAUAUGAGGAGAGGAGUUCUGGAACUAUCAAGGUGACUAUCAUAAUCUACCUGUCCAUCCUGGGCCUGCUGUUCCUCUACAUGGUGUACCUGACCCUGCUGGAACCCAUGCUGAAGAGGAGGCUCUUUGGACACUCACAGCUUCAGAAUGAUGAUGAUGUCGGGGACCAGCAGCCUUUCGCCAACGCCCACAACGUAUUGUCUCAUUCGGCCUCUCGCCCCAACAUGCUGAACAAAGUGGAGCACGCUCAGCAGCGCUGGCGGAGGCAGGUCCAGGAACAGAGGAAGUCUGUGUUUGACCGCCAUGUGGUGCUCAGCUAAACCCAUCCCCAGGAAACAAAAACCUGGGGUGAAGCAAAAAAUGUUACUGUGACUGGGUGUUCCUUUUUUUUUUCUUUUCUAUUUUGUCUGAUUCUUUCCCCAACUUCCGAGCUUCAUCCUUAUUGGUGUUUUGUUCCUCAACUGGACCUGUAUUUCAUGAAAUGUGAUCAUAUAGCUCUAUGUAUUCAGGAGGUGAUCGUAAAGAGUCUCUGCAUCAGUAGGUUGAAGUGGGGCGUUGCAUUUGAGACCUUUGGCUUAAGAUAAUGCCAGUGUCUGUAUGACUUUGUAUACUUUCUGAUUUAAUAAUACUAAUAGAAAGUUAGAUGUUAGUUUGUUGCCCCCCCCAAUGGAUGAUAUGUGCCAUUUUGCACAAGCUGAUGAUGAUAUUUGGCUUUUGAUAAAGUAGAAACAAUGGGUGACAGUGCACUCUUUUACAGUAAUAUUGGUAGCUUCUGAUAACAGUAAUGUUGGCAAAGUCACCAAUGAAAUUAGGUGAGACAUUUGAGGGUAGAGUAAAUAACAAACAAAAAAAUAUCAUACCAAAAUUAAUCACUCAAACUAAUGAAAACAUCUACAAUAAAUGUAACAUCUGCUACCUAAACUACAGAAGAAGGGAAUGAGUUGGAAACAGUAAAAAUGUGUAACAUCAGUCUCUUGUCAAAAAGCAUGUUUUUAAGAAGUGAUGUAUAAACUUAUUUCCAACCUUUUACCCUAAACAACAGUUGAUGUACAGAUGUAUGCAUUUCGUGGUGUGAACACUCCUGUAUCAUGUUCUCCUGUAAGGCUAAGUAUAAUGUAGCAUUUGGGAGACAUUUUGACAGUUAAUGACAGUUAUCAUCUGAUGGUACAUUUAAUGUAAACAUUAGUCCUCUCCUUUGAAUAUACGUGUGUUACUGUAGUCAGAGCCCACAGCUGUCACUGGCUAGAGUAGAUGUACACCAUCUCUGCACCUUGCUUGUUUUGUUUUCAGCUUCUACUCCUCUCCAUUUAGAUACAUUUGACAUGAAUCAUACAUGAAUGAGACCCUCCUUUAUUCAAAC
Molecule: messenger RNA, 2252 nt
Organism: Oncorhynchus mykiss (rainbow trout)
Lineage: Eukaryota; Metazoa; Chordata; Actinopteri; Salmoniformes; Salmonidae
Gene: tmem9b
Product: TMEM9 domain family, member B
Biological process (GO): positive regulation of canonical NF-kappaB signal transduction
Cellular component (GO): lysosomal membrane
Source: RefSeq, a predicted model, not a curated record